GAGCUUUAUCACCCCGCGUUUUCACACCGCCCUUUCGUCUACGCGUUAAAGGAACCCCAAAGAGCCGGUGCAUCGAGAUCCUACCCACCUACACGCCCCGCAGUACGAGCGGAAAGAAAACACAACUAUAUCUAUAUAUAUUACGUCUGACACUACCUCGCACCUUCACUCAUUAAAGAAGGUAAGGGAAAGAUGAGCGAGCGCAGGCCCAACAUAAAGGUGGCGGACAUCAGCCCGGAGAUGCAGACGGAUGCGGUAGAAGUAGCCACCAAGGCCAUCAAAGAGCACCAGAUGGAGAAAGACAUGGCCGCGCACAUUAAGCGCGAGUUCGACAAGCGUUACUUCCCAACGUGGCACUGCAUCGUAGGACGCAGCUUUGGCGCGGACGUGGUGCACGAGAACAAGAACUUCAUCUAUUUCUACGUAGGCCAGCUCUCCGUGCUACUGUGGAAAACCGGCUAG
Leptomonas pyrrhocoris is the source of this 462-nucleotide messenger RNA. RefSeq names its product putative Dynein light chain 1 cytoplasmic. The record is from RefSeq and is a predicted model, not a curated record. Bases 193 to 462 code for a protein of 89 amino acids. Lineage: Eukaryota; Euglenozoa; Kinetoplastea; Trypanosomatida; Trypanosomatidae. Gene Ontology annotation, biological process: microtubule-based process. The transcript has a single exon. Gene Ontology annotation, molecular function: dynein intermediate chain binding; dynein light intermediate chain binding. Gene Ontology annotation, cellular component: dynein complex.